AUGUCGUUAGUAACAUCAGUCGACAAACUAUUCUGCGGUCAACAGUCGCUGGAGAUAAUCGCCAGAAGUGGUGGUUAUCGGAAGAACUCCACUAAAACGACGACUACCGGUGCCGAUCAGGAGUCCAACACCGCCAUUAUGGUGGACACCAAGAAUCUGAACUUUCAUGUGUUUAACUUUAUGCUGUUGAAGUUCAGGAAUAUUACGACCCUGACCAUUAGGAAUUUGAUGCAAUUGUCGGACAUUAUUAUGUUUACGAUUACAGAGAAUUGUGACAAAUUGUGCUCGUUGAAUUUCUGUGAAUGCAGUGGAUUAGCACUCGACCACAAUACUGAGCACUCUAUAUUCAAUAGCCUCACCGGCUACGGCUGGCACCUACUGACUCAGGCCUACCCUAACCUCAGUUCACUAACACUACGCCAGUGUCGACUGAACGAGCAGGAGUUGACCAAGAUAAUCGCCGCCUGUGACAAACUCAAGCACCUGGACAUCAGUGACAAUCAGGUGGUGGGCGAGAGUGUGACACAUCUGGGCUCACGGAUCGAGACACUGGUCUGCGGCGACCUGUCCUCCGAUGAGACACUCGAGCAGAUCAUAGCAAAUGUGGUGAAAGGGAACGGCCGUCGGCUCCGGUGUCUCACGAUCUUCGGUGCCCUCAGUUCGCUAUCGGCGCUGAAAUACAUGUGCCGUUUGGAGCACUUGGAGCUUCACUUUCAUACGGAUGAGGAGAAUAUAACGUUCCUCUCGGAUAUCGGGUGUCUGUCCCUCCGGGUGCUGGUCUUGGAGCAGAUCAGGUGUUACGAGCAGAUGUCGGCCAUCGAUGAGCGACAGUUCCAGCAGAUGCUGAGACACUCGAAACAAUUGCGAAGACUUUGUAUUAAUGGUGAUUACGAGUGGGAUCUGAGAUUAAGCGAUAAAUCGCUGGAAAAGUUGGUGAUUAUGUGUCCAAUGCUCGAGGAUUUAAGUCUUACCGGAAAUGGCUUAAUCAGUGACACCGGCAUCACAUGCCUAUCGGCGCUGCCAUUACAACGCCUAACCCUCUCAGCAUUUCACUCCAUAAGCGACUCGUCGGUCAAAACACUAUUAAACAAAACCCAACUCAAGACAUUAGUAUUGACAGACUUAUCGCAAAUCACCGAAAAUCUGGUCAUACGUGCGAUCAACGUGUGUGAGGAGCACCGGGAGCGUCGUAUCGACAUAACCCUCUGUACGUCACAAUUAAACAAGAAAAUGUUGGCCAACCUGUCGCUGCCUAAGAACCUGACCCUCCGGGUGGACACACAGAGGAGUAAUAAGCUGUCGGAUGAGGAGCCGUCCACUUUCCAGAUGAUGAUUGUCAUCGGGAUGUCAGCCCUCAUACUACUGAUGGCGCUGUUGACUACGAUUGUGGUGGUGUUGGUGCCGAUGGCUAUGGCCCUGAUGAUGAUCCACGAGUACCUGAUCCACAGUUUUGUGAUGGAUAUGCCAAACAUUUCUUAUCAUUUGAAAGGAUCCCUGAGCUCUAAUCUAUUGCUCAUCAAACAGGCGUACCUUAAGCUCAUACAAGCGCCUAAACAUAAAGAUAGUAAAUAUGCGAUUGUUCAGAAAACACCACCAAGUGUGCCAUCAAAUGAUCAGAGUAUAGCCACUAGUCCUAAUGAUGAUAUAUCUACAGAAACUGCAAAAAUAAGUGAUACUGGUGCAAAUGGUGGUGGCACAUCUGUUGAUGGCGAUGAAACCCCGUAUGAAGAGGCUAACGAUUACGGAGUGCAGGAAUCGGCCGUUCAAUUGUUGAUUAACGAGGGCUCAGGCGAUGACAAGAGUCGGGUCACCACCACAGCGCUCGCCCCCACCCACACCACUACUGAUAUAAUAAAUAUUUUGGAUAACUUUAAGGACGGAUUUGAUUCAAAACUAAAGUUACGGCCAUUGAUAGAAUUCCCCGAAUGGGUUAGCACUGAGGGAUCGGUAGCCCAAGAAAAUCAUACGGCGCCCACUGAUCAAACAAUAAGCACUAAGAAUACUAAAAAGAAGUCAGUAGUCACGGGAGAGCCUACACAGCCGGGUGUUAAGCUCACAAACACUGUGGCUACUAAUGAGGGGUCAGAGGGUAACGAGAUUUCAACAACUGUUGAUCCCUUCUCAUCGAUAAGGGACCCGAAGAGACCACUGCUUCAAUUCCAGUACCAGGUUCACACAACCAUAAACAAUGCUAGUCUAACAGAUGUGUUGGAUGACAUCAAAGAACCUGACAUACCUUCAGUUGAGUCCAUUUCCUUUAUAGAUCCUCACGAGGUGUCAGAGGUGACGGAAGGGGAUACGAAAGCCAGUGAUCUAACUAUAGGCACACCAGAGACUAAUAAGAAGUCGAAAGUUAUCCCAAAACUAACGGCACCCAUAACUCAAUCCAUAAACACUUUGAAUACCAGUAAGGAGUCAGAGAUAACGAAAAGUCAUACAGAAUCCAGUGUUGAGGUGCUAAGCAAUACCAAAACUAAUGCGAUAAAAGUUAUCCAAAGUCUUACUCCACAGACAAGACUAUCAUUAAAUACAACACCUAAUAAUGAGUUAUUAGAGGUGACCGGGGUAACUACAGAACACUAUACUACUACUGAGUCAAAUUCGGAUGAGAGGUUCGAGGAAGAACUUAGUGGUUCGUUGAACACUACGGAUACCACUAAUAACUCAGAUGAUAUGGAUAACCAAUCAGAACCCAGUGACCAGUCAGCAAUUAACGUAACUGACGAGGGUUCAGUGUACAUGGAUAAACUCGACCAUUCUAUGAACUCUACCGAUUCUUAUCAGAAUUCAAAUGUGACGGAAUUGGAGAAAGGACAUACAGAAUCCAGUGUUCAGACUACUAGCACUGCCAACGUUAAUGAAAAAUCAGAGGUUACUGAAGAAUCUACGGAAUCUGUCGUUCAUUUAAUGAGCACUACAAAUACUAAGACGGAUACACAGGUCCCUCAUAAACUUACGGCACCGACAACUCAGUCCACAGAUACUACAAACACUAAUGAGGGGUCAGAGGUUACGGAAGGACAUACAAAACAGUCCAUAAGAACUACAGUUGUCGACAACGAUGGGUUAGAGUUCUUGCGAGAAUUGGAUCAGACAUCAAACGCCACGAAUACUAAUGAGAGUUCGUAUUACAACGAACCACUUACAGAAUCACAUGUCCACUCCAUAAGCACCACAAUAGCCUACGAGGGGUCGGAGUUGAUGGAAGAACUUAGAGGUGCGCUGAACAGUAGGAAUACCACUGAGAGUUCAGGGGUCACGGAUGGACAUACAGAACAGACUGUUCAGAAUACAAGUGCUAUAACUGGUGAUGACGGGUCACCCGAUGAACUUAUUGAGUUUGCUAACGCUGUAGAGGUCACGAAAGGGCAAACACAUCCUAGCGUCCACUCCGUAAGUACUAAACCUCCUGGUGAGGGAUCAACGUUGAAGAAAGAUCUUGCUCAGUCAAUAAGCCACACCAAGUCUAUAGACACUACCGAUUCCACUGUGAGUUCAAAUGUUGCCGAAGAACAUAUCGAGUCCACUACUGAUCAUACUAUAAGCACAACACAUUUUAUAAAGAACUCAAAAGCUAGUCAACUGUUUACGGCACCGACAACUCGAUCCAUAAACACUUUGAGUACUACUGAGGAGUCAGACGUAUCUGAAGGACAUACUGAACCCGGUGCUCAUUCAAUGACCACAGCAAAUGCUAACAAGGACGAUAUACAAGAACACACAGAAUCUAUUGUUCAAAUCGUUGACAGAAUCAACGCUAAUUCUAGCAAAGGUUCAAAGACUUCCCAUUCAGGCCCGACAACUCAAUCCAUAGCCACUAUGACUACUAAUGAAGGGACAGAAGUCACAGAAGAACGUACAGAAUCCAGUGUUCGGUCAAUGGUUACUCAUAAACAUCAGGUGCCGACAACUCAGUCAAUGAACACUACGAAUGCUAGUGAAGGAUCAGAGGAUACGGAAGAAUCUACUGUUCAAUCAAUUAGCACAACAAAGACUAAGAAAAGUUUCAAAACUAUUACGGGGUCAAAGGUUACUAAAGGGUCAAAGGCUACCAAGGGCUCAAAAGCUGCUAAAGGGUUAAGGGUUAUUAAAAAACAGAAAUCUCCUACAACUCAGUCCAUAUCCACUACGACUACUACUGAGGAGUCAGAAGUCGUAGAAGUAAUCACAGGAUCGGCGGCUGAGUCGGAAAACGACGCGACCACUACUGAGCUGUCCGGGGACGGGGAGGAACAGACGGAACUCAGUGACGAGUCCACGACUUCUGAGUCCAUUAGCAACACCACUGAAGGGGAGGACAUGGAUGACGUGACACUUGCCGAGGAAUCGGAUAUAAAGGUACCGAAGGGACCAAAGAAACCCAAGCGAAAGGGAGGGAAGAAGCACUGGUGGGACAACGACGACUUCCUUGAUGGUGAAUUUGAUGAAGGAGCAGUCGAUGCGCUCAAUAUUCGCACAUUUCUUCAUAAUAAUAGCCACACGAUUGGCGUCAAUGUAUUCUUCGCCAGAUUGGUUUCGUGCAGUCAUCCUCCUCAUGAGUCUCCCAUCAAAUUCGAUGUCUUUCUGUGUCGUGUAAACCAAUCUCUGGAACUGUUUAGAGACUGA
This is a messenger RNA of Oppiella nova, 4605 nucleotides long. NCBI's taxonomy places the organism in Eukaryota, Metazoa, Arthropoda, Arachnida, Sarcoptiformes, Oppiidae. The record is from the annotation of a GenBank genome assembly.